AUGGCGGCCAAAGUCAUCGUCUUUGGCAGCCUCGGUGGCAAGCUCGAAUCGGCCUUUGCAAAGCUCGCAACUUUGCACGCCAAGAACAACUUUUCCUUUGCUAUUGUUGCCGGCAACUUGUUCGACUCUUCAGAAGAGAGCGAGUCCAUUGCCGCCCGCCUUCUGAAUGGCGAGAUUCAAGUGCCUCUCACGACUUAUUUCACUGUUGGCACUACGCCCCUUCCUCCCAAGGUGAUUGAGCGCAUCGAGAAAGAUGAAGAUAUCUGUGAAAACCUGCAUUAUCUUGGCAAGCGCAGUGUCAACAAGACAUCAGAUGGCAUUAGAAUUGUCACUCUUGGAGGCGCUCUGGAUUCAAGCAUUGUUGGCGGACAGUCCAAGGAACAGCACUUGCCGUUUCACACGGCAAGUGACGCGGCUGCCUUGAGAGGCGCGAACAAGACUGACAUCCUUCUGACCUCGACUUGGCCCGCAGGAGUAUGGACAAACUCGCGGGUUGUUCUGGCUCCUGAGCACCAGGCUGCAGUAGCAAGCUCUCAAGAAACCGCAGACCUGUGCAAUGCCAUUAAGCCGCGAUACCACUUCUCAUUCUCCCCGGACGAUUUCUUCUGGGAAAGGGAGCCAUUUUUCUACGCCGAGUCGGAAGAGAGUGGUGAACGAGCUGUCACUCGCUUCAUCUCAGUGGCUACUUUCGGUAAUGCUGCAAAGGCCAAGGCCAUGUAUGCCUUCAGCCUGCAGGCCGGAGACAACAAGUCAUUACCCCCACCAGGUAGCACGCUUUCUCCAUUUGUGCCUCCCAGAACCGCGAAGAGGCAGGACCCGGACGGCCAAUCUGGACCAUCUCAUCGACACGGCAAUGACAGACAUGGUCGGAGAGGCCGCCAGCGACAUGAGCAUCGUCCCCCUCCUGGACCUCAAGAUUGUUUCUUCUGUCUUAGUAAUCCAUCGAUUGAAACACAUCUGAUUUGUUCAAUCGGGGAGCACUCCUAUAUCACCACGGCAAAGGGACCUCUGCCCGGCCCUGACACGUUCUCUACUUCUGGCAUUUCCUUCACGGGCCAUCAAAUCAUCAUCCCCCUGGCUCACGAGCCGACUCUGCGGGCUAUGCCUUCUGAGGGUUUAUUGGUCUAUUCAGAAAUGUCACGAUUCAAGGAAGCACUACAGGCCAUGGUUGCUAAGCAGUCCAACCACAAGCUUGGCGCAUUGACUUGGGAAAUUAGUCGCUCUCGCAACAUUCACGCCCAUUGGCAAUUCGUACCUGUGCCCGUUGAUUUCCUUCAGAAGGGUCUCGUCGAGGCUGCUUUCAAGGUCGAAGCCGAGAAUCUUAAAUACCCGCCCCUGAAAGAGCGAAAUUUGGGAUCUGGCAUGGACGAAGAGGGCGAUUUCCUGCGUCUUUGGAUCUGGUAUGACGAUAGUGACGCGGCCAUCCACGGGAAAGAGCUCGUCAUGUCGCUAGACGAUAGCUUCCGCUUCGACUUGCAAUUCCCGCGAAAGGUCUUGGCCAAGCUUCUCGAGCUCGAGAAUCGACUCGAUUGGAAGGCUUCCACCCUCAGCGUGGAAGACGAGACGUCUGACGCAGAUCGCUUCAAGGAGGCAUUCAAGCCUUGGGACUUUUCGCUUGCUUGA
This is a messenger RNA of Pestalotiopsis fici W106-1, 1623 nucleotides long. RefSeq lists its product as uncharacterized. The coding region runs from base 1 to 1623 and encodes 540 amino acids. Gene Ontology annotation, cellular component: post-mRNA release spliceosomal complex. NCBI's taxonomy places the organism in Eukaryota, Fungi, Ascomycota, Sordariomycetes, Amphisphaeriales, Sporocadaceae. Gene Ontology annotation, molecular function: RNA lariat debranching enzyme activator activity. The transcript has 3 exons. Gene Ontology annotation, biological process: mRNA splicing, via spliceosome. The record is from RefSeq and is a predicted model, not a curated record.